This is a messenger RNA of Drosophila serrata, 541 nucleotides long. RefSeq lists its product as uncharacterized. NCBI's taxonomy places the organism in Eukaryota, Metazoa, Arthropoda, Insecta, Diptera, Drosophilidae. The record is from RefSeq and is a predicted model, not a curated record.
UGAAACUCCCACAUGGCGGAUGCCCAGGAAUUCAGAUACAAGCGCCUGCUGCCCUCGUGCAAUGUGGUGGUCACCAUUAUGGCAUGCCUUUCCUUUAUGUCGGGACUCCUUGCCGCCUACCUUUUCAUGACCAUCAAAAAGAAAGUUUCGGAAACAGUGAUGAUCGUUUGGGCCACCUUAGCGGGGAUCUAUUCCCUAGUUUCUCUGUUGCUUAUUAUCGGCGUGUGGAAGCUCGUCAAGGCCCUGGUGUACCUGUACAUGUGCAUGCUUAUCGUUUCCAUUGCCGUUUAUACGGAAAUCCUUACGUGGCUGUGGAAAAGUCUGGCGGCAGCCGUCUUCGCCGCGGUAGUCAUUAGCUUCAUAUUCCUGGGCCUGGCGCUGAACAUAUCCAAGAGUAUUUCAGAAAAACGGAGGCAGAUGGCCCGGGAUCGUGGAGAUGAUUAGAUAAGCAUAUUAUCAGAAAUUUUAAGUGUAUAAACUCUCAUAUAAACCGAUAUAUUAUGGAAGAUUUUCUCAUAACUACUUUGAUUUAGAAACCAUA